Talaromyces rugulosus is the source of this 1209-nucleotide messenger RNA. RefSeq lists its product as uncharacterized. The transcript is spliced from 8 exons. The coding region runs from base 1 to 1209 and encodes 402 amino acids. NCBI's taxonomy places the organism in Eukaryota, Fungi, Ascomycota, Eurotiomycetes, Eurotiales, Trichocomaceae. The record is from RefSeq and is a predicted model, not a curated record.
AUGGCCAAUACCAUCGUAUUGUCUGCUGAACAGCAGAUAUCUUUCCGCGCGCACAAUAUCGCCAAAAAUGAACCCAACACUCUUGAACAGUCACGGAGAGCCGUCGAUUCCCAAGACGAUGAGGGCAAAGUCAACGUCACCAUUCCUGACAUGUUUGCGCUCUUUUUGUCAGGAUCACCUAGAGUCAACCCAAACUAUGCGCGCGUGAAGGCCGAGUCGGAGGUUUGGUUUGCUAAAAAAUGCCAACUAGAUGCUCGCUGGAGAAGAAUCCUUGGAAAAACAGAUUUUUCGUAUUUCUGUGCAAUAACGGCGGCGGAUGCGGGGCCACAGGAGUUGAGAACUCUUUGUGACUGGGGGAAUUGGGUAUUUCCUUUUGACGAUUUAUUCGAUAAUGGUUACCUCAAAGAGAACCCAGUGGCCGCGCAGAAAGUGAUUGAUGUCCUUUUGUCCGAUAUGGGAAUACGUCCGGAAAACGACAUAUGUGAACGCGAUAGACUGCCGGCGCGAGAACGGGCUCUCGUGGACGUCCAUCGGACAUUUUUAUGGCCGGCUUUGGGAACUAAUAACUGGUACACAGGAGUUCAGCAGCGCUUCGUUACACGCAUGCACGAUUACUGCAAGGGAAGCAUGGAACAAGUAAAAUGGCGGUCUCAGGGGCGGUUCCCAUCCAUUGAAGAUACACUUUCUACAAGACGAAAAUCGGCAGGUGUUGCGCCGUUAUAUGCGCUGGCCGAGUAUGCAUUGAAAUUGGAUCUGCCAAAUGCAGUGUUUGAGAACGAGAGCAUUCAAGAAAUUGAACGCAUUGGGGUUGACUUUGUCGUCAUUCAAAAUGAUAUUCUCUCUUAUUGUAAAGAGGAGUCGGAAGGGAUUAUACACAACCUGGUCGCAAUAACUCGUUACCAUACGGAGUCUGUCUACAGCCAAUUAGCCGUACCCCACCCCCAGAUGGCAUUUGAUAACGUCGGAAAGCUCCUCAGUGACUUGUAUCGGAGAUGGUAUCUUGCCCUUGCCAGGUUGCCAUCGUGGGGGGAGAGAAUUGAUGCGGGCGUGCAGCAAUAUAUUGGCAGCGUGAGGGCUGUCGUCAUGGCUAACCUGAACUGGAGUUUCCGCUCCGAGAGGUAUUUUGGGCGAGAUGUUGCUGAAGUUAGGAGGACACGGGUGGUGCGGGUGUUAAAAAGAUUGCCUGAAGCUCGAUUCAAUGUUCAAUAA